CUCUCCCCGCACAAGGGAGUGACAUACAAACACAAUUGGAUAUACACCGCUAUAAAUCUGUGCCUUUAAAUCAGCAGCAUACUGUUGAAGCGCCACUAAUAAGGAGCUGAUAUUUGUAGUGCAUGCAAGUGAUGCAGUGAGAAUCGAUUGCAAAUGAGAUAAUGUAUGUGAAUCUCUAUCAGGCAGUGCAUUAGUGGUGUAUUGUCUUAAGAUUUUAGAUUGAGAGGAAAUCCAUCUGUCCUCACAAUGGACUUCCCUUUUGACUUGAAUGCGCUUUUCCCUGAGAGAAUUUCAGUGCUGGAUAACAACUUGACUGCAGGGCGGAAAGCGCAUGGGAGACCAGAUCCUCAGCUUCAUAUCGCCACGGUUAUAGAUGAGCUGGGCAAAGCCUCCGCUAAGUCUGUCAUUAUGUUUGUGUUUACAACCUCAGGCCCAGCAGCUACCUGCACCUAUAACCAGUGCUGCAAAGCUCCAGGCCAACAGACACCAUGUCUACCUCCUGAAAGAUGGGGAGCAGAAUGGUGGGAGGGGUGUUGUAGUUGGAUUUCUGAAGGUUGGCAACAAGAAGCUUUUUUUACUUGACCAGCGGGGGGCGCAUUUAGAGACAGAGCCUUUGUGUGUGCUGGAUUUCUAUGUGACAGAGACGUUGCAGAGACAUGGCUACGGGCUCGAGCUCUUCGACUUCAUGUUGAAACACAAACGGGUGGAGCCUGAGCAGAUGGCAUAUGAUAGACCCUCUCCUAAAUUCCUGUCCUUUCUAGAAAAACACUAUGAUCUGAAAAACAGUGUGCCCCAGGUUAACAACUUUGUGGUGUUUGGUGGCUUCUUCAAGAUUAGAUCAGCAGUCCAAUUGAGAAAGGUUCCCCCAAAAAAGCCAGAGGGAGAGAUCAAACCAUAUUCACUAAUGGAAAGGGAAGUGGUCCGGGAGGAGCAGAGGGCUCUCCCCUGGCCGUUUGUUCACCCCGUGGGCCCCCCCCACUCUCCCCCUCUGCUUCCAUCAUCUCUGCAAUCCCGUUCACUCAGUGUGGGAUCCUCCCCCAGCCGGGCCCCUCUCCGCCCCGCCGCGGGCCCUGGGCUCCAGCAGGGUCAGACCCCCUCUUCCCAGCUCAACGACAAAUACAGAGCAAAACGCACCAGCCAUCAGGGUCUGGUUGCCAGGAGCAACCUCUACAGUCACCAUGUCAACAGCCAAGACCUCGGGCAAUUAUUGGCAGAACAGCAGAGCUCCUUGAAGAUGCCAGCUGUCGUGUGUGCUUCCUUAGGGCUGAAACCAGAGCUCUGUGAGAGGGUGUGUGACAUAGGGGCAAAGGCAGAUGCAGUGGAACACAAAAACACAACAGGAAGACCACAUCUUCAAGUCCAGGUUGUCUCCCUUCCAAGGACUGCUGCCCCAAAAAAAGAUAAUCAGCAGGGCCAGACGUCCAUAACACCCUUGGAACAAAAAGGAGAGCUAAGCAGUGAGCUUAAUACCAAAGCACCAAAUAACAACCUCAGGACUGGCAGGGUUCCCAGAGCCGGGGUGGAGGACUGUAAGAAAGACAGAACAGCUGAGAUCGAGAGAGGCAGAGGAAGAUGCGGAUGGUCUUGGACGGUUGAAGAGAGCCGCUAUACAGCCCAGUGGGUGCGACAGAAACAAGAGUAUCGCAGCACACAGCCCUGGUGAGGGGACGUCGUAGGACAAAUGUUGAGGAAAAUGAAGGAAUUGUUGGACAAACGGCACGCUAAAAAUGAGAAUAAAGAAGGGUAAAGGGAUAUUGAGAAUUUUAUUAAAGCACAAAGUGGAAAAAAGCCCUUUAGUCUUGCUGUAAAUUACUGAAACUAAGUACAGUAGCAGAACUGUGUGAGCACUAUUAGACUUGAGGUUGUCAGACUUUCACUUUUUAAAUUUUUUUUUAUUUAAAAACAGAAAAAUAAUAUUAUUAAAUAUUUUUAGCUAUUAAUUUUAUGCCUGCACUUUUAUAAUCACAAUUUUAUAAUCUGAUGAUGUUCUUUUUUCAGAAACAGCUCUAUGCAAACCUACAGAGAUUUUUUCACAACUAAUUUUAAAUAAAUAGAUGAAAAUAUCACUGCUCUCAAAUAUCACAAGUAUUUUUACUAUCAUAAUUUUACAGUCAGAAAGCAUACUCAUUCUUGCACACAGAUCAGUCUUUUACAUUAUUCCGUUGGGAAGGUCAUUAAAAUUUCAAUGAAUCAAUAAACAACCAGAUUAAAUCCUUGGAACACAUUUGACAAAGACAUUAGUGAAAGUUUCACUUGGCAGCAUGUCGAAAAUAAUGAUGCGUGUUUGAGUGUCUUAGUCUCAACGACUGGGCGAAUCUCAGGAAAUCCAGGUCAGAUUUUGCCCCAAAUUAAAAAAAAAACAAAUAAGAAAUUGUAUUUUGGAUAAAGAAAAUGAAGCCUACUUUUAGUGCCAUUUUCUGAUUAUUUUCAUACAAUUAAGCGUAUUUUCACUCCAAAUUCUCGUUAGAGUAAUGAGUCAGGAUAUUUUACUGUGUUACGUUUUUUCUAAUUCUUAUUAUUCUCAAUGGUAAUUCUCGAUAUUUUUUUUUUUUUUUUAACUUUAUCCCCUUUUCUCCCAAUUUGGAAUGCCCAAUUCCCACUACUUAGUAUGUCCUCGUGGUGGUGCGGUUACUCACUUCAAUCCGGGUGGCAGAGGACAAGUCUCAGUUGCCUCCGCUUCUGAGACUGUCAAUCCACGCAUCUUAUCACAUGGCUCGUUGUGCAUGACACCACAGAGACUCACAGCAUGUGGAGGCUCAUGCUACUCUCUGCGAUCCACACACAACUUGCCACGCGCCCCAUUGAGAACGAGAACCACUAAUUGCGACCACGAGGCGGUUACCCCAUGUGACUCUACCAUCCCUAGCUACCGGGCCAAUUUGGUUGCUUAGGAGACCUGGCUGGAGUCACUCAGCAUGCCCUAGAUUUGAAUUCAUGACUCCAGGGAAUUCCAGGGGUGGUAGUCAGCGUCAGUACUCGCUGAGCUAUCCAGGCCCCCGGUAAUUCUCGAUUCUUAAAAAAAACUAAUAUAUUACAUUACAUUAUCUGUAAUUUUUUUACUGCAAUGCAUACUGUAUACAUAAUUAAAGGCAGUACAAAAAAUACUACCAUGAUGUAGAAAUACAUUAACAUUUAAAGGAAAGUUCACUCAAAAAUGAAAAUUCUCUAAUAAUUUACUCACCGAACUCUAAGAUUUUUAGAAGAAUAUUUCAGUUCUGUAGGUCCAUUCAAUGCAAGUGAAUGGUGACCAAAACUUCAAAUCUUUACAAAGCACACAAAGGCAGCAUAAAAGUAAUCCAUUCGACUCCAGUGGUUUAAUCCAUUUCUUGUAAACCGAUUCAAUUGGUUUUGGGUGAGAAACAGAUCAAAAUAUUUUUUUUUUACUGUACAUCUUGUCAUUGCAGUCUCUUGGCACGAUCAUGAUUUCAAGCUCGAUUACACUUCCACCGCUUGACGAAUGCGCAGAGCUCUAGAUGGUGUAAUCAAGCUUGAAACCAUGAUCGCAAAGGAGACAGCUGAUGUUAAGAUUUAAUGUGAAAAUUGAGUCACAUUUUGGUCUGUUCUCACCCAAAACCGAUUGUAUUGCUUCUGAAGAUAUUAAACCACUGGAGUCAUAUGGAUUACUUUUAUGCUGCCUUUAUGUGCU
Messenger RNA from Myxocyprinus asiaticus (Chinese sucker), 3646 nucleotides. RefSeq names its product alpha-tubulin N-acetyltransferase 1. Gene Ontology annotation, molecular function: tubulin N-acetyltransferase activity. Gene Ontology annotation, biological process: alpha-tubulin acetylation. The record is from RefSeq and is a predicted model, not a curated record. NCBI's taxonomy places the organism in Eukaryota, Metazoa, Chordata, Actinopteri, Cypriniformes, Catostomidae. The transcript has 12 exons. Bases 374 to 1663 code for a protein of 429 amino acids. Gene Ontology annotation, cellular component: microtubule.